Molecule: messenger RNA, 2157 nt
Organism: Penicillium taxi
Lineage: Eukaryota; Fungi; Ascomycota; Eurotiomycetes; Eurotiales; Aspergillaceae
Product: Zn(II)2Cys6 transcription factor
Exons: 6
Coding region: 1-2157 (718 amino acids)
Biological process (GO): regulation of DNA-templated transcription; DNA-templated transcription
Cellular component (GO): nucleus
Molecular function (GO): DNA binding; DNA-binding transcription factor activity, RNA polymerase II-specific; zinc ion binding
Source: RefSeq, a predicted model, not a curated record
AUGUCAUGUCGCACAUCCAAGACCAAGUGUUCAGGCGAGCGACCUUCAUGCAAAAGAUGUCAAGACAAAGCCGAAAGCUGCUUCUAUUCUGAAUCUUCCCAGCCUAGCUGGAUACGGCGGGUUGAACCCAUUUCCAAAGCCGCGUCUCUUCAAAUUCCAUAUUCGGUGCCUGAAAACUCACCAAGCGACCAGCUUGAACCUUCUUCAGUACAGACAAGUGAACAAAAUGCCACACCGCAAUCAGCCUACAUAUCAUAUGAGCAGUCUCCUUCGAUAGAGGUAACUGGACGAGCCAAUUCACCAUUAAAUUGGCUUACAGCUCCUCAGCUACCUGGCCCAUGGAAAGUAGGGCUUUUGGUGGAAGACUACUUCAACAAUAUUCACCCCUUGCGAUGCUUUGCAUUUAUCCACAGGCCUUCAUUUUUGCAAACAUUCGAUAAAGAUUUAUCACAAAACUACCAGGAACAUGCUUUAUUGCAUAUAAUAUGUGCAUUGGGUGCCCAGUUCCAUGCGCUUUCAUACAGCGAGAGUGUGGCUCCCCUUCUGCCAAGAUUCAUACUUCACGCUGGGAGUCAGUGGUCAAAAACAGCUCAGCGGUUAAUCCUCGAGAGCCUUGACACGGUCACAGUCGAGAACCUAAUGGCAUCUGUUUUACUCCACGAUUAUGCCAUUAGGAUGGGCAACUUCGCUAACGCAUUUAUGCUUAGUGGUCUCAUUACUCGCAUGACUCAGGCCUUACAGAUCAAUCUAGAGUAUAACACAGAUAUUCUUUGCCAGAACACAGAAGUAGGGCCUUCUGUUACAGAACGGGAAUCCCGCCGACGACUUAUGUGGUGCUGCUAUGUGACAGAUGCUCUGGUGGGUAGUGGUGUUGAUCAAUUAACCCUAGUUGAUGAAAGGGACAUGAAGAUUCAACUUCCGUGCAACGAACGAAACUUCAUCCAGAAAAUCGCAUAUCCUACAGAGAUAUUGGACCCUGGAAACUGUCUGAAAUUCAUUCCAAAUGAGCAACUGAAUUUAAUGAUGCCGAAUAUGGGAAUUAUGGCAAUUUUCAUACGCCAUAUUGCUAUUCGCAAGAAGGUUCUUAGGUAUAUCAAGCAUCUCGAUGAAGCUAUGGUACCUUGGGAACCUGAGUCUGAAUUUGCAAUUCUAGCUGCAGAAUGCCACGCAUGGUAUGAUUCUUUGCCAGCACGUCUGCAGUUCACAUCAGAUUCAAUAUAUGUUCGAAAAGACUCAUCCCAGCUUGGCGCUCUGUGUGCUCUACACUGCGCUCAUUAUCAGACAAUAUGCGAUUUGUACCGGUUGGGUGCACCGGCACUUUAUAAGCUUCGAUCUGCCUUCGAAUUUCCACCAGAGCAGCAAGUAUUUCUUCGCCAUUUACAAAAGAUAUUGUUCGAUGCAGCAAGAACCAUUGCGAACAUAGUUGGAGAGACGGCCCGCCAUGGGACCCGAAUGUUAGCAGAUUCAUGGCUUCCCACCAUUACAUACGACAGCUCUCGGAUCAUUGUGUACCACUUGACCCAGAUUCUUGAUCCUAGCUUAGAGGAAUCCAAGAUCCUCAUGAUGCAGAGUGUGCCGCAUUUGAGGAGUAACAUCAAAUGUUUGAAAUCCAUGGGCUGUCUUUACGUUAUUGCCAACUCAUUGGCAUCUGCAGCUGAAACAAUGUUCGAAAGAUCUGGUAUUGGUUCUGAGGUGAUAGCUAGGAACAGCAUACCCGACGACCCGUACGAGCCGAUAGAGGAGGACGAAACAAACGAGAGUCUUCCUGGGACACCAGUUCAAAGUGCACCUGAUUAUGUUCUUAACCCCUUGAGUAUUUUUCGUCUAGCACGAAAGUCUGUACCGGAAAGACACGCCCCGGAGAAGGCAACGACGAGCUCAUCUGGACCUAACAGCUCGAGACCGGAUUCAAGUUCUAACUUUGAUAGUUCCACAGAUGGGUCUCUUACUCAAAAUGUUGAUAUAGAACUAGGCCAGGCAAGUCUCGAAGAGAUUCAAAAUUUGUUCAUGUCAGACCUUGGCUGGGCAUGGCAACCUGCAGAUACAGCAGUCGGAUCUGGAAUUGAGGGGGCCGGCCUUUUGCCAUGGGCCGGCGGAUAUCCUGUUACACAAGCAGAGCCAUGGUUGCCGGUUUUCCCAUUCCCUCAGCAGAAUUGA